Molecule: messenger RNA, 947 nt
Organism: Ipomoea triloba (trilobed morning glory)
Lineage: Eukaryota; Viridiplantae; Streptophyta; Magnoliopsida; Solanales; Convolvulaceae
Product: profilin-2
Exons: 4
Coding region: 7-699 (230 amino acids)
Cellular component (GO): cell cortex
Molecular function (GO): actin monomer binding
Source: RefSeq, a predicted model, not a curated record
AAUAUUAUGCCGAAUAUGCCCCUGCCAUGCCAUGGUGGGACCCGCCACAAAAGUGACGACAAUCCAGGAUGGCAGAAGAAGAAUCUAUCCCGUCCCGAUGUUUGUACAGAAUUCCAAUGUGACGUUAUAAUUGCCGAACAAACACAGCUUACUUUCAACGCAACUUCUAGAAACCCCGUUAUAUUUAACGCCGUAGUCCCCCUGCUAAAGCCCGUUCAAACCAACAACAAAAAUCCCAGUCAACAAGAAGAAGAAGAAGAAGAAGAAGAAGAAGAAAGACAGGAAGGCGGAGAGAUCGGAACCAUGUCGUGGCAAACCUACGUCGACGACCACUUGCUCUGCGAAAUCGAGGGCAACCACCUCACCUCCGCCGCCAUCAUCGGCCAAGACGGCACCGUUUGGGCCCAAUCCGCCAAUUUCCCUCAGUUUAAGCCGGAAGAGAUAACAGGCGUUAUGACCGACUUUGCUGAACCUGGAACCCUGGCUCCAACUGGAUUAUAUAUCGGGGGAACGAAGUACAUGGUGAUCCAAGGAGAACCAGGGGCCGUUAUUCGGGGGAAGAAGGGACCUGGUGGUAUCACAAUCAAGAAAACAAACCAGGCUCUGAUCAUUGGAAUAUACGAUGAACCUAUGACUCCUGGACAGUGCAAUAUGAUCGUUGAGAGGCUGGGCGACUACCUCAUCGAUCAGGGUCUGUAGUUGUACUGUGAAUUAGUGUUCUACAUGAUCAGAGGCAUAGCCAUGGGAGAUGUCUGUGUGUGCUACAACAGGAGAGAAAAAAGAUUGAGAUAAUGUUCUUCUGUAUGAAACAUUAUUACUAAUGUAUAAUCUGAGUUUUUAUUAUCUUUUUCCAAAUUUUUUUUGGACAAGCUUGUGUCACGAGUCAUGACUUUCUUGGGUGGUGUAUCAAUGUUUUUAUGUGUAAUGAAAUGCUUUGGUUUUUACUA